GACCGGCAGCCCCAUUUUGUCUUUGCUGACUCGGUGCCUUGGCAUCAGUUGUGCCUAUCCCUGAGAACGAGCAGCAGCAGCAACAGCAGCAGCAGCAGCAGCAGCAGCAGCAGCCCCGCACUGUGCAAAUGGCCAAGACCGCAAUUGGAGGGGAGCUGUAUUAUUGCCGCCAAAAAGGCACAGACCAGGCAGUCCAAGUGAAGGUUGUCUGUGGUGCUGAAGAGGCAAAUGAGUUUUUUAAGAGUUUUUAUGCCAGCCCGGCAGGGGCACACACCGGGCAAAAUAAAACAAGACACAGCAUCUCUCCGAGAUAUUACUGGCCAGCGAUGUCUGUUGACAUUAAUGAGCGGGCAAUCAUGCCAGGAGAAAAAAGGUCCUUACUAGUUGAUCGUCUUGGUGAGUCUCAAAUGGGCAUUAAAAAAUGCCUGGAAUCAACGCCGGGCGUUCAUGCACAAGAAAGGGUGCAAUGUUUCCAGGUGGACUUGUGGCACUCUCCCCCAUCCCAGGCAAUAAGAUUCAACCUCUUGUGGUGUAUUUGCUUUGAAAUUUGCAGAACAUCUUCUUUCAAAUGAAGAAAUAGAUUUCUCAGCAAAGGCACAUGAUGUAAAUAGGUACAGGCUGCAAAUUGCCACCACACUUCUAUGAGAGACUGGUAAGUAAUAUGCACCCAAGAGAUGUUAUUGCCACCCAAAGAAUGGUCCUGACUGUGCUAUCAAUGCUAUAUAAAACUUAAGUUUUACACAGGGAAGUACUAUAGCAAUUUUCACAGAUGAUUUACCUGACUUGUGCUUUGUUUGUGGGGAAGCUACACAUGACACACGGUAAUUAUGUCAAGUCUUGUUAACUAAUGCAUGUGAUGAUUAAGAAAUAUAUUGAAUUACACAUUCGUUGUAAAUUAUUGUAAAUGUGCUGCAUUGUAUGAUCUUGCUUUUUUCUUUGUUUACCAGAUUCAGUGUGACGAGUGUUGCAGGUGGUUCCAUCUUCUUACAAGGAGAAGAUGAAGGAGAUUUCCGUCUUCUCGCUCAUCUGCUCCUGUCUGUACCCCGACAGCCACAAGAACCCCCUGGGAAACUUUGAAGAGCUGGACAUCAAGCCGAUCAACAAGCGUGCGUCAGGCCAGGCCUUCGAAGUCUUCUUGAAGCCGACAUCGCCCGUGUCAGACGCUGCCCACAGCGUCACCACGCCCCCCAAGAGGGACAUCUCCCUGGACGAUAUCCAGAAGAAGCUGGAGGCCGCUGAUGACCGCAGGAGAUCCCAGGAGGCGCAGGUGCUGCGAGCGCUGGCGGAGAAGCGCGAGCACGAGCGCUACGUGCUGCUGAAGGCCAUGGAGGAGAACAGCAACUUCAGCCGCAUGGCUGAGGAGAAGCUGCAGCUGAAGAUGGAGCAGAUCCAGGAGAACCGUCAGGCCUACAUCAACGCCCUCAUGGAGCGCCUGCAACAGAGGGAGAGGCACGCUCAGGAGGUGCGCAGGAACAAGGAGUUGAGAGAAGAGGUGACAGCGUGAGGAACUCUCGUCCCACCCCAUUCUCCUCCCCAGGGUCUUGGUGUCCACUCAACUGGGAUAAACCGUCACCUGAACGCCUCUUGUUCCCUCCUCCUUUCCAUACAACAUCUCGAGACAGUGGCACGCACACAUGGGAGGGGUUGGAAUGGUGUCCUUAAUCAUAAGAAAAACAUAAAUCGCCACAAUUCUUAACAACAACAGCAAAGAUGGAAUCUGAUUGCCAGAAAGCGACAGUGGAGGUGUAAAUACUUUUUUUUUCUUAUGACUAGUACAAAAAGUAUCGAUUGCAGUGUGACAUUUUUCAUGAUCUUUAUUUUGGUGGUCGCUUAGUGGCUUUGAUGUUUUGGUGGUGCGUUUGCAAGCUCCCCCUUUCCGUCCCACCCAUUGGCAUUCAAUGCGAAGCUAAUGCAUUGCAUCCCUUAUCUCUUUCUUGUUCAGCCACACGAGUUUAGCAUAGCACAUGGCUAAUUAGCUAUUAGCGAUGCUGCAAAAGACAAAACCCGGAAGUUUCCCACCCAUCUUCGUAACCCACUUUUAGCAGGGAGGAGCCACGCCUGAGGUUGAACCCCAUGGUGCCGUGUCAUGUGACUCUUUCCAUUUGUGUGUGUGUCUGAGAUCCCCUCUCUCUUUCUGCAUUACUGUAUACCUUUGUCAACAAGCAAGCUGUGGUUAAUAAAGAUUUGGGGACAUUGAA
Syngnathus typhle (broad-nosed pipefish) is the source of this 2198-nucleotide messenger RNA. It is a transcript of the gene stmn2b, whose product is annotated as stathmin 2b. NCBI's taxonomy places the organism in Eukaryota, Metazoa, Chordata, Actinopteri, Syngnathiformes, Syngnathidae. Gene Ontology annotation, biological process: regulation of microtubule polymerization or depolymerization; neuron projection development; microtubule depolymerization. Gene Ontology annotation, cellular component: neuron projection; growth cone; cytoplasm. The record is from RefSeq and is a predicted model, not a curated record. The transcript is spliced from 9 exons. Bases 998 to 1504 code for a protein of 168 amino acids. Gene Ontology annotation, molecular function: tubulin binding.